AUGGACGUCAUCAUUAGAACGGCAACACAACCCAGUGGGGCGGGGUUUAACAACAAAGUGGGUGGGGCUUCGGUGGCGUUGUCGGCGACCAGUUGGUUCGCCUUCCUCUAUGGGUUCGCCCUGCUGUCAAUCACCCAGUUUCCCACGGCGAUGGGCGACUGUUGGCUGAUUGAGGGGGAGAAGGGCUUUGUGUGGUUGGCUAUCUGCAGCCAGAACCAGCCCCCUUACGAAGCUAUCCCUGCCCACAUCAACAGGUAAGAACCAACCCCCUUACAAAGCUAUCCCUGCCCACAUCAACAGAUAAGAACCAGCCCCCUUACAAAGCUAUCCCUGCCCACAUCAACAGAUAAGAACCAGCCCCCUUACAAAGCUAUCCCUGCCCACAUCAACAGAUAAGAACCAGCCCCCUUACAAAGCUAUCCCUGCCCACAUCAACAGGUAAGAGGGGCAGAUUUAGGGUUGCAAUAUUCCGGUAACUUUCCCAAAAUCAGUGAUUUUAUUUGGUUUAUUAAACAUAAUUUGUGUUGUUAAUAUGUUCUUUAUCCCAUUUUCUGCUUCUUGUAUGCAUUUGCUUCCUUUCAUUUGAUUGAAUGCAUUUUAUUAAAUUGCAUAAAUUUCCAGAGUUCCUGCUUAUUCCCACCUGAUUCUAGGAAUAUUCCAACCGGGAUUUCUGGAUAACCUGGUAAAUUUGGGAAAGUUACGGGAAUUUUGCAACCCUAGGCAGACAGCAUUGUUUUAGGCAUUCUGUGUGUUUUAGGCAUUCUUUGUUCAUCAAUUUUUACUGCUCCUUGUUAGGUUUUACUUGUUGUCAUGUGAUUGUUUUACUGUAAAUUGCGUUCGAAGAAAAGAAAGAAGCAGAACACUGCUCUUGCCAGUUUCACGUUAAUACAUUUAUUAAGCUUUAUCAACCUGUAUCAACCUGUUGACAUUUAUCAGAGCUUUUUUUUGUAAACGUGUGUUUUUUUGCACAAGUUUAAAUGCACUUUAGAUAACGUUUGAUUUGAACAGCACCAUCGUGGACCUGAGGCUCAACGAGAAUAAGAUCAAGAGUAUCCAUUUCUCAUCGCUCAGCCGCUUUGGGAACCUGACAUACCUGAACCUCACCAAGAACGAGAUCUCGUACGUGGAGGAUGGAGCCUUCUCUGCCCAGUUCAACCUACAGGUUGGUCCUGAACUGCACACUUUUACUGGCUCAAAUAGCUGACCAAUCAGCCUGUUACCAACCCUUAGUAAACUUUUGGAGAAAAAAAAAUUGUGUUUGACCAGAUACUGUGCUAUUUUACUGUAAACAAAUUGACAACAGACUUUCAGCAAGCUUAUAGGGAAGGACAUUCAACAAGCACAGCACUUACGCUAAAUGACAGAUGAUUGGCUGAGAGAAAUUGAUAAAACGUUUGUUUGAGCUGUUUUGUUAGACUUCAGUGGCGCUUUUGACAUUAUCGAUCAUAGUCUGCUGAUGGAAAAAGGUAUGUGUUAUGGCUUUACACCCCCUGCUAUAUUGUGGAUACAGAGUUACCUGUCUAACAGAACACAGAGGGUGUUCUUUAAUGGAAGCCUCUCCGACAUAAUCCAGGUAGAAUCAGGAAUUCCCCAGGGCAGCUGUCUAGGCCCCUUAUUUAAAAAAAAAAAAUCUUUCCUAAUGACAUGCCUGCCACUGGCCUUGAGUAAAGCCAGUGUGUCUAUGUAUGCGGAUGACUCAACACUAUUCACGUCAGCUACUACAAAGAGCUGGAGUUAGUUUCAGAAUGGGUGGCAAGGACAGACAGUACAGACAGUACAGACAGCGCCGGAGAAGAUGGCUGCCGUUUUACAGCCCUCUAACCAAUUGUACUAUUAUGUGUGUUUUUCCGCGUUAUUUGUAAUUUAUUUUGUACAUAAUGUUUCUGCCAUCGUCUCUUAUAACCAAAGAGAGCUUCUGGAUAUCAGGACAGCGAUUACUCACCUCGCAUUGGACGAAGAUUUUUUCUUCAACGAGGCGUUCGCGAAGGAUAUCCUACAGACACCCGACAAGGCCCAGAUCCCCGUCAUUCGCGUGAGGAAGAGACGGAGAUAUCCGGGUGCCUUGUAAGGAUCCGACGGCGAGCGAGUAAACUGCCUCUCCCAUCAAUCCUAUUAGCCAACGUUCAAUCUUUUGAGAAUAAAAUUGAUGAUUUAAGAUUACGGUUAUCCUACCAACGGGACAUUAAAAACUGUAAUAUCUUAUGUUUCACGGAGUCGUGGCUGAACGACAACAAUGAUAACAUUCAGCUAGCAGGCUAUACGCUACAUCGACAGGACAGAACGGCAGACUCUGGUAAGACAAGGGGUGGCGGUCUCUGUAUAUUUGUAAACAACAGCUGGUGCACAAAAUCAAAUACUAAGGAAGUCUCAAGGUUUUGCUCGCCUGAGGUAGAGUAUCUUAUGAUAAGCUGUAGACCACACUAUUUACCAAGAGAGUUUUCAUCUAUAUUUUUCAUAGCUGUCUAUUUACCACCACAAACCAAUGCUGGCAUUAAGAUUGCACUGAAUGAGUUGUACAAGGCCAUUAAUCAACAGGAAAACGCUCAUCCAGAUGCAGCGCUCCUAGUAGCCGGGGACUUUAAUGCAGGGAAACUUAAAUCCAUUCUACCUAAUUUCUACCAGCAUGUUAAAUGUGCAACCAGAGGGAAAAAAACUCUAGACCACCUUUACUCCACACACAGAGACGCAUACAAAGCUCUCCCUCGCCCUCCAUUUGGCAAAUCUGACCAUAACUCUAUCCUCCUGAUUCCUGCUUAUAAGCAAAAACUGAAGCAGGAAGCACCAGUGAUUCGGUUAAUAAAAAAAGUGGUCAGAUGACGCAGAUGCUAAGCUACAGGACUGUUUUGCUAGCACAGACUGGAACAUGUUCCGGGAUUGAGGAGUACACCACAUCAGUCACUGGCUUCAUCAAUAAGUGCAUCGAUGAUGUCGUCCCCACAGUGACCGUACGUACAAACCCCAACCAGAAGCCAUGGAUUACAGGAAACAUCCGCACUGAGCUAAAGGGUAGAGCUGCCGCUUUCAAGGAACGGGACUCUAACCCGGACACUUAUAAGAAAUCCCGCUAUGACCUCCGACGAACCAUCAAACAGGCAAAGAUUCAAUACAGGUCUAAGAUUGAAUCAUACUACACUGGCUCUGACGCUCGUCGGAUGUGGCAGGGCUUGAAAACUAUUACAGACUACAAAGGGAAGCACAGCCGCGAGCUGCCCAGUGACACAAGCCUACCAGACGAGCUAAACCACUUCUAUGCUCGCUUCGAGGCAAGCAACACUGAAGCAUGCAUGAGAGCACCAGCUGUUCCGGACGACUAUGUGAUCACGCUCUCCGUAGCCGAUGUGAGUAAGACUUUUAAGCAGGUCAACAUUCACAAGGCCGCAGGGCCAGACGGAUUACCAGGACGUGUACUCCGAGCAUGUGCUGACCAACUGGCAAGUGUCUUCACUGACAUUUUCAACAUGUCCCUGACUGAGUCUGUAAUACCAACAUGUUUCAAGCAGACCACCAUAGUCCCCGUGCCCAAGAACUCUAAGAUAACCUGCCUAAAUGACUACCGACCCGUAGCACUGACGUCUGUAGCCAUGAAGUGCUUUGAAAGACUGGUCAUGGCUCACAUCAACAGCAUAAUCCCAGAAACCCUAGACCCACUCCAAUUUGCAUACCGCCCCAACAGAUCCACAGAUGAUGCAAUCUCUAUCGCACUCCACACUGCCCUCUCCCACCUGGACAAGAGGAACACCUACGUGAGAAUGCUAUUCAUUGACUACAGCUCAGCAUUCAACACCAUAGUGCCCUCUAAGCUCAUCACUAAGCUAAGGAUCCUGGGACUAAACACCUCCCUCUGCAACUGGAUCCUGGACUUCCUGACGGGCCGCCCCCAGGUGGUAAGGGUAGGUAACAACACAUCUGCCACACUGAUCCUCAACACGGGGGCCCCUCAGGGGUGCGUGCUCAGUCCCCUCCUGUACUCUCUGUUCACCCAUGACUGCAUGGCCAGGCACGACUCCAACACCAUCAUUAAGUUUGCCGACGACACAACAGUGGUAGGCCUGAUCACCGACAACGAUGAGACAGCCUAUAGGGAGCAGGUCAGAGAUCUGGCCGUGUGGUGCCAGGACAACAACCUCUCCCUCAACGUGACCAAGACAAAGGAGAUGAUUGUGGACUACAGGAAAAAAAAGAGGACUGAGCACGCCCCCAUUCUCAUCGACGGGGCUGUAGUGGAACAGGUUGAGAGCUUCAAGUUCCUUGGUGUCCACAUCACCAACGAACUAUCAUGGUCCAAACACACCAAGACAGUCGUGAAGAGGGCACGACAAAGCCUAUUCCCCCUCAGGAGACUAAAAAGAUUUGGCAUGGGUCCUCAGAUCCUCAAAAAAUUCUACAGCUGCACCAUCGAGAGCAUCCUGACUGGUUGCAUCAUCGCCUGGUAUGGCAACUGCUUGGCCUCUGACCGCAAGGCACUACAGAGGGUAGUGCGUACGGCCCAGUACAUCACUGGGGCAAAGCUCCCUGCCAUCCAGGACCUCUAUACCAGGCGGUGUCAGAGGAAGGCCCUCAAAAUUGUCAAAGACUCCAGCCACCCUAGUCAUAGACUGUUCUCUCUGCUACCGCACGGCAAGCGGUACCGGAGUGCCAAGUCUAGGUCCAAAAGACUUCUCAACAGCUUCUACCCCCAAGCCAUAAGACUCCUGAACAGCUAAUCAUGGCUACCCGGACUAUUUGCACUGCCCCCCCACCCCAUCCUUUUUACGCUGCUGCUACUCUGUUAAGUAUUUAUGCAUAGUCACUUUAACUCUACCCACAUGUACAUAUUACCUCAACUACCUCAACUAGCCGGUGCCCCCGCACAUUGACUCUGCAACGGUACCCCCCUGUAUAUAUAGCCUCCCUACUGUCACUUUAUUUUACUGUAUAUAUAGCCUCCCUACUGUCACUUUAUUUUACUUCUGCUCUUUUUUUCUCAACACUUUUUUUGUUGUUGUUUUAUUCUUACUUUUUUUUGUUUAAAAUAAAUGCACUGUUGGUUAAGGGCUGUAAGUAAGCAUUUCACUGCAAUGUCUGCACCUGUUGUAUUCGGCGCAUGUGACCAAUAACAUUUGAUUUGAUUUGAUUUGAUUUGAUUUGAUUGUUAGUCCUACAUUUUUCACAAACUAAAAGCAUUGUAUUUGGGACAAAUCAGUCACUAAACCCUAAACCUCAACUAAAUCUUGUAAUAAAUGUGGAAAUUGAGCAAGUUGAGGUGACUAAACUGCUUGGAGUAACCCUGGAUUGUAAACUGCCAUGGUCAAAACAUGUUGAUACAGCAGUAGCUAAGUCUGUCCAUAAUAAAGCGCUAUCUGCCUUUUUAACAACACUAUCAACAAGGCAGGUCCUACAGGCUCUAGUUUUGUCGCAGCUGGACUAUUGUUCAGUCGUGUGGUUAGGUGCCACAAAGCGGGACCUCGGAAAAUUACAAUUGGCUCAGAACAGGGCAGCACGGCUGGCCCUUAAAUGUACAUGGAGAGCUAACAUUAAUAAUAUGCAUGUACAUCUCUCAUGGCUCAAAGUGGAGGACAGAUAGACUUCAUCACUACUUGUUUUUGUAAGAAGUGUUGACAUGCUGAAUGGUGUCUGUUUAAACUACUAGCACACAGCUCGGACACCCAUGCAUACCCCACAAGACAUGCCACCAAAGGUCUCUUCACAAUCCCCAAGUCAAGAACAGACUAUGGGAGGUGCACAGUACUACAUACAGUGAGGGAAAAAAGUAUUGGAUCCCCUGCUGAUUUUGUACGUUUGCCCACUGACAAAGAAAUGAUCAGUCUAUAAUUUUAAUGGUAGGUUUAUUUGAACAGUGAGAGACAGAAUAACAACAACAAAAUCCAGAAAAACGCAUGUCAAAAAUGUUAUAAAUUGAUUUGCAUUUUAACGAGGGAAAUAAGUAUUUGACCCCCUCUCAAUCAGAAAGAUUUCUGGCUCCCAGGUGUCUUUUAUACAGGUAACGAGCUGAGAUUAGGAGCACACUCUUAAAGGGAGUGCUCCUAAUCUCAGCUUGUUACCUGUAUAAAAGACACCUGUCCACAGAAGCAAUCAAUCAAUCAGAUUCCAAACUCUCCACCAUGGCCAAGGCCAAAGAGCUCUCCAAGGAUGUCAGGGACAAGAUUGUAGACCUACACAAGGCUGGAAUGGGCUACAAGACCAUCGCCAAGCAGCUUGGUGAGAAGGUGACAACAGUUGGUGCGAUUAUUCGCAAAUGGAAGAAACACAAAAGAACUGUCAAUCUCCCUCGGCCUGGGGCUCCAUGCAAGAUCUCACCUCGUGGAGUUGCAAUGAUCAUGAGAACGGUGAGGAAUCAGCCCAGAACUACACGGGAGGAACUUGUCAAUGAUCUCAAGGCAGCUGGGACAAUAGUCACCAAGAAAACAAUUGGUAAUACACCUCGCCGUGAAGGACUGAAAUCCUGCAGCGCCUGCAAGGUCCCCCUGCUCAAGAAAGCACAUAUACAGGCCCGUCUGAAGUUUGCCAAUGAACAUCUGAAUGAUUCAGAGGAGAACUGGGUGAAAGUGUUGUGGUCAGAUGAGACCAAAAUCGAGCAACUCGCCAUGUUUGGAGGAGGAGGAAUGCUGCCUAUGACCCCAAGAACACCAUCCCCACCGUCAAACAUGGAGGUGGAAACAUUUUACAUUUACAUUUUAGUCAUUUAGCAGACGCUCUUAUCCAGAGCGACUUACAGGAGCAAUUAGGGUUAAGUGCCUUGCUCAAGGGCACAUUAACGUCAUUUAGCAGACGCUCUUAGCCAGAGCGACUCGCAAAUUGGUGCGUUCACCCUAUAGCCAGUGGGAUAACCACUUUACAAACAUUAUGCUUUGGUGGUGUUUUUCUGCUAAGGGGACAGGACAACUACACCGCAUCAAAGGGACGAUGGACGGGGCCAUGUACCGUCAAAUCUUGGGUGAGAACCUCCUUCCCUCAGCCAGGGCAUUGAAAAUGGGUCGUGGAUGGGUAUUCCAGAAUGACAAUGACCCAAAACACACGGCCAAGGCAACAAAGGAGUGGCUCAAGAAGAAGCACAUUAAGGUCCUGGAGUGGCCUAGCCAGUCUCCAGACCUUAAUCCCAUAGAAAAUCUGUGGAGGGAGUUGAAGGUUCGAGUUGCCAAAUGUCAGCCUCGAAACCUUAAUGACUUGGAGAAGAUCUGCAAAGAGGAGUGGGACAAAAUCCCUCCUGAGAUGUGUGCAAACCUGGUGACCAACUACAAGAAACGUCUGACCUCUGUGAUUGCCAACAAGGGUUUUGACACCAAGUACUGUCAUGUUUUGCAGAGGGGUCAAAUACUUAUUUCCCUCAUUAAAAUGCAAAUCAAUUUAUAACAUUUUUCACAUGCGUUUUUCUGGAUUUUUUAUUUUUAUUCUGUGUCUCACUGUUCAAAUAAACCUACCAUUAAAAUUAUAGACUGAUCAUGUCUUUGUCAGUGGGCAAACGUACACAAUUAGCAGGGGAUCAAAUACUUUUUUCCCUCACUGUAGAGCCAUGGCUACAUGGAACUCUAUUCCACAUCAGGUAACUGAUGAAAGCAGUAGAAUCAGAUUUUAAAAAACAGAUACAAAUACACCUUAUGGAACAGCGUGGACUGUGAAGAGACACACACACGUCCACAUGGAUGUUGUAUUGUAAAUAUGUGAUAGUGGAGUAGUGGCCUGAGGGAACACACUAAAUGUAUUGGGUAAAGUGUUAUGAAAUGUAAUGUCAUGUACUAUUGUAAACUGUAUAUAACUGCCUUAAUGUUGCUGGACCCCAGGAAGAGUAGCUGCUGCUUUGGCAGGAACUAAUGGGGAUCCAUAAUAAACCCCAGGAAGAGUAGCUGCUGCUUUGGCAGGAACUAAUGGGGCUCCAUAAUAAACCCCAGGAAGAGUAGCUGCUGCCUUGGCAGGAACUAAUGGGGAUCCAUAAUAAAUCCCAGGAAGAGUAGCUGCUGCUUUGGCAGGAACUAAUGGGGAUCCAUAAUAAACCCACAGGAAGAGUAGCUGCUGCCUUGGCAGGAACUAAUGGGGAUCCAUAAUAAAUCCCAGGAAGAGUAGCUGCUGCUUUGGCAGGAACUAAUGGGGAUCCAUAAUAAACCCACAGGAAGAGUAGCUGCUGCCUUGGCAGGAACUAAUGGGGAUCCAUAAUAAAUAUAAAUACAAAUAUGAUUACUGGGGCUCUAGUGAACUAUGUAGGUAAAGGUAGGAAAGGUACCUUAUGUUACCUUACCUUACCUUGCGUUACCUUACCUUACCUUAUCUUUCCUUAGCUAACCUUUCCUUAGUUAACCUUAGCUUACAUUACCAAACCUCACCCUUUCUUACUCACCUUACCUUUCCUACCUUACCUUACCCUUUCUUACGUUACAUUAAGUUACAUUACCGUACCUUACCCUUUCUUACUCACCUUACCUUUCCUACCUUACCUUACCCUUUCUUACAUUACCAUACGAUGCCCUUUCUUAACUUACCCUUUCCUGCCUUACCUUACCCUUUCCUACCUUACCUUACCAUUUCUUUCAUUACGGUACCUUACCCUUUCUUACCUUACCAUUUCCUACCUUACCUUACCCUUUCCCACCUUACCUUGACCUUUUUAUUCUUAACAUACCCUUUCUUACCAUAUCUUACCCUAUUUUACCCCACCGUACCCUUUCCUACCUUACCCUUUCUUACCUUACCCUACCCUACCUUUCCUUACUGUAUCUUAUCUUCUCUUACCAGGUGCUGCAGUUGGGGUUUAACCGUCUGAGGAACCUAACAGAGGGGAUCCUGAGAGGGCUGGGGAAGCUGCAGUACCUCUACCUACAGGCCAACCUGAUCGAGGCAGUCACCCCCAACACCUUUGAGGAGUGUCCCAACAUAGAGAACAUUGACCUCUCCAUGAAUAGGAUUCAGGUGCUGGACGGAGGCUUGUUUACGGGGCUCAGUAGAUUAACGACCUGUGAACUCUACACCAACCCGUUCAACUGCUCCUGUGACCUGUUGGGGUUUCUGCGCUGGCUGGCCGUCUUCCCGAACAGGUAAAAAGCACCAGUUGACGCAAAAUUGUAUAUUCAAUCUAUUUUCAAUGACUUGUCAAUAAACAGAAAAGUACAAGCUAUUUAUUACAAAAAAGUGUUUCCCUUUCUUAAAUUUUAAAUAAAAAUUACUUCCUGCUUUGACUGCCUUGAACUUGAUUUGACCACAACCCUGGUAACCACCAUAAAAAUGAUCGCUCUGUGUUCCCGACCAGGACCAAUGAGAGGAUGGUGUGUGAUACUCCGGCCGGGUUUUCAGGCUACAACCUCCUCAGUCAGAACCCCAGGAUGCCUGCGAACCGCAACGCUCUGCACAUGCUCAAUAUGGUGUGUAGACUAAAACAUAUUAUUAUUAUUUAAAAAUUCCACCCAAAAACUAUCUUUUGGUAUUUGUUUCAUUAGUCCAUUUUUUAUGUAGUCCCAAAAUGUUUUGCAUGUCAGCAAUCAAGUUUUUAAGAGAUAUAACUUGAAAAAUACAGAAAUACAUCCAGUAUGAUGCAUUAUGCAUCAUAUGAUGCUGCAUUUCUCCACAAUAUUACAGUAAUUGACAAUACAUAUUCCAUAUUUAAAAAACUCAGAUAGAGUUUUGAUACAGUGUAGGCCAUCAUAGUAGGCUGUCAUAGUAACAGUAUAUCAUUAAUAUCAGUUAUAAUACAUUACAUCAUAGUAGGCUGUCAUAGUAACAGUGUAUCAUUAUUAUCAGUUAUAAUACAUUACAUCAUAGUAGGCUGUCAUAGUAACAGCAUAUCAUUACUAUCAGUUAUAAGACAUUACAUCAUAGUAGGCUGUCAUAGUAACAGCAUAUUUCCGCCUGGUAUGGCAACUGCUCGGCCUCCGACCGCAAGGCACUACAGAGGGUAGUGCGUACGGCCCAAUACAUCACUGGGGCCAAGCUUCCUGCCAUCCAGGACCUCUAUACCAGGCGGUGUCAGAGGAAGGCCCUCAAAAUUGUCAAAGACUCCAGCCACCCUAGUCAUAGACUGUUCUCUCUGCAAUCGCACGGCAAGCGGUACCGGAGCGCCAAGUCUAGGUCCAAAAGGCUUCUCAACAGCUUCUACCCCCAAGCCAUAAGACUCCUGAACAGCUAAUCAUGGCUACCCAGACUAUUUACACCCCCACCCCAUCUUUUUACGCUGCUGCUACUCUGUUAAUUAUUUAUGCAUAGUCACUUUAACUCUACCCACAUUUACAUAUUACCUCAACUAGCUGGUGCCCCCGCACAUUGACUCUGCACCGGUACCCCCCUGUAUAUAGCCUCCCUACUGUUAUUUUAUUUUACUUCUGCUCUUUUUUUCUCAACACUUUUUUGUUGUUGUUGUUUUAUUUUACUUUUUUAUUAAGAAAUAAAUGCAUUGUUGGUUAAGGGCUGUAAGUAAGCAUUUCACGGUAAUGUCUACACCUGUUGUAUUCGGCGCAUGUGGCAAAUAGCAAUUUGUCAUAGUAACAGCAUAUCAUUAAUAUCAGUUAUAAUACAUUACAUCAUAGUAGGCUGUCAUAGUAACAGCAUAUCAUUACUAUCAGUUAUAAUACAUUACAUCAUAGUAGGCUGUCAUAGUAACAGCAUAUCAUUACUAUCAGUUAUAAUACAUUACAUCAUAGUAGGCUGUCAUAGUAACAGCAUAUCAUUACUAUCAGUUAUAAUACAUUGUUACAUUGUAUGCUCAUUGAGCAUGGGAAAUGUGCUAUACAAAUGAAUUAUUAUUAUUGUUAUUAUCAUUAUAAUUAUCAUUAUUGUUGUUAUGAUUUUAUGAUUACUUUUAUUUAUAUUUUUAUGAUUAUUGUUAUGGUUGUUUUUAUGAUGAUGAUGAUGAUGAUUAUUGUUAUUAUUAUUAUUAUUAUUAUUAUAGGUGUGUACCGAUGACGGUAGCAACUCUUUGCCGAACAUCAUUGGUCAGUCCGAUUUUACAACCCUCCCGCCGUACUCUCCCUGCGGAUUGGACGACUGCUCUUCUGGAAUGUCCCCAGAGGACCCAAUCAGCAUCAGCCCCACCUACACUGAUCUGAACAACAAGCCUAGCAUGAAGGUGAAACAGGUGAGCCCCAUGUGAAGCUGUUCCUACAGGCUCUAAGGGUCGUGUGUGUGUUUUACUGAGUUUAGAAUGUGCCUUAAGCCACUCCAUAGCUUGAAAUGUCGUGGAUGGAGCCAUCCAAUCGGUACCUUUUGGGUGUCUCAACCCAUUGGAGAACGUUGUCAAAGAGGGCGGUCACGUGUGUUGGUUGGAGCCCAGUAUGGGGCAGUCAGACAGUGGAGGUUUCAAAGGUUGGGCAGCACACGAUUCUUUUACACGGGGGAGGGUUGUUGAUCUGUUCUCUUUUCCCCCGGGGAAAUGUGUUGAUGCUGAUCUCUGUUCACGGGGGAUUUUGUGUUUUGUUGAUCUUUUUAAAAAAUUUGGAUGUGGUUUUAAACGCUGAUGUCUGUUACCGGGGGAAUGUGUGUUGACCCUGAUGUCUUUUACACGUGGUUUGUGUGUUGUUUGCGGGAUCUUUUUUUAAAAGUGGAUGUUUUGUUAUGCUAAAUCUUUUUACACUUUGGAGUGUGUUGGUGAUUCUUUAAAAGGAUUGUGUUGAGUAAAUGUCGUUCCCCGUGGAUUGGGGUUUUGGGAGUGAUCUUGUUACAGUGGAGUGGGGUUAAAUGCUGAUGUUUUUUCACGGGGGGAUGGGGGUUUUGAUGGUUGUUUUUAUGAAUAUUUUUGUCAUUUUUUACUAGGGGUAUACUGAAGUAUAAUUAAAGCUUUCCAUAAGUUUUCAAAGGCUUUUAUUGAAAAUUACUUUUAUUUUAUGAAAAGAGUAAAUUUUUUCCCGGGUGUUCCAGUGUUACCCUUUUUUUUUAAAAGGCCCUCUGCAAUCCCCCGGGCAUGCGGGCCCAAUUAAUUUCUGGGCCACAUCCUGAUGUGGCAGCCCAUUUUUGCAAAUCAAUGCUGGGUUUGUCAAAAUUUUGGGGGUUUUUUUGUUUGUCCACCCCCUCUUGAAAAAUCGACCAAAAGUUCUAAAGGGGAAAUAAUUUUGGGGGGGAGUUUUUUGGCCAUGGCCCAAAAAAAUUCUGAUUUUGGUUUUUCCCCCAGCCCCCUUAGUUAUAACUUUUCCCCUUAGGGCAAGGUGCCCCCAAUAAAGGGCUGGAAAAGGCUUUUGGUCGUCCCCAAAACUUUUUCUUGGUUUGGUUGGGGGGAAAAGGGGCCCUUUGGAGGAUGUGUUGGUCCCUUUCUUUAUUCAGGGCCCGGUGUUUGGGGCAAAAUUGUGAGUGACCCCCACCCCCUUUGGGCUAAAAAGCAACCCCACACAGAAAGGUUUUUUUUCCAAGGUUGUUUAAUUUUGGCAUGACCCGGAUGAUGGUAGACUCAAUUUGUUUUUCCCCGGGACAAGGUUUUUUUGGGGGUUCCCCCCAAACAAUGGGAAAGGGGAUUUCAGAAAAAAGGAUUUUAAACCCCAGUCCUCAUUUAGUCCAAUCCCUGUCCCUUUUGGGCAAAAUUUCCCGGGGUUGUCCCUGAGGGUUUUUUUCCGGGGAGAAAAAGGGGCCCUUUUUUUGCCCCCCUUUUCUUGACAGGGGGGGACCCAUUCCCCCAAAAUUUAUUGCCUCCCCCUGUGCGGGGGCAGAUUCACCCCCAAAAAUUUUCCCCCGGGGGGCCGGGCAUUCCUGAACCAAGCCCCCUUGGGUUGGCUUUGGUUGGGUUUUGCCCCCGGGAUAACCGCCCUGAAUUAAAAUUUAGGGGGGUUUCCCCCGGGCCCGCUUGCGGCCUUUUGGGCCCCCCCGGCACCUUUUCUUCACAACAAAUUGCCACCCCUUCCCUUUGGGGACGUUCUUGGGGUCCCCGUUUCCCUAAAAAGGUUAUUUUUGAAAAGGUGCCUUUGGGGUUGUUUAAAGGUUUUAAACCCCAUACUAGCGGGGCAAAUCCUUUGGGCCUUGAAGCCCUUUUUGCUCCAAAGCAAAAUGUUUGAGGGCAGUGUUUUUCCUUGCAGGGUUAACCUUUUGGGGGUUUAAAAGGGAAAAAGGAAGGAAAAAAAACAAUGAUUCCCAAGAAACCACCCUCCUUUUUAAAUUUCCCAGUCUUUUUUAUUUUCUAACUAAAUUCACUAGCAGAUUUAAAUCUCCCCCUUUUGCCCUCGUAAAACACUCUCAUUUGUGUUAACGGAAAAAAUCACUGACAUGAUGGGCCAGCGGGUUUCCUUUUGUGGGGGGGUGCAGGGUUGAAAUGGGGGGAAAUGUUCUUUUUUUUUUUUAGGGAUGAAUUUUUUUUUAGGGCAAAGGGGGGAACUUUGCAAAAAUUGUGGAAAUUUUAAUUUGACAUUUGUCAUAAAAAUUCGGGAAAGCAUAGGCAAUUGCCACAAAAAAAACUAAAGGCCCACAACUUUUUUGAAAAGAUUUCAUUUGUGUCUUCUCAGAACGUUUUGCCCCGACUGUACGUGGGGUUUUGCAAUGAAUGUUUGACGUCAGGGUAAAGGGUUUUUUUUGGUUUUUUCUAGGGGAAAAGGGGUUUUUGGUAGGUUUAAGUAUUUGUUUUGUUUUUUCCCUUCCCCUUGGGAGACGUGAUUUUUGUUGAGUUUGGAACUGUCAACAGUUUUGGUGGGAUUGCUAUGAACUAACCCGAGGAACUUUGACCCUUUGAAAAAAUAAACGAUUUGAAGGGGGGUCGCAUCUUUCGAAUUUCUGUAGAGGAGGGGAUUUUGGGGGGUUUUGUUCCCCUGCCCUGUUUUCGUAAUUGUUCUAACACCUUACUCCCCAAAAGGAAUUUUACCCCCAAAGUUUUAAGUUUUUUUAACUCUCUUUAACUUUAAUCCCUUCUUAUCCCCUUUUAUUUCCCCUUUUCUUUUCCCUACUCUUUCCCCCUUCCCCUUUUUAAACCCUUUCUACCUCUAAAACUUUUUCCCCCUCCUCUUUUCCUUUUCUUGGGCCCCCCCUUUUUCUUUUUUCUCUUUUUGGGUUUCCCCCAAAACCUCACAGUGAUCCCCACCCAAAUUUUCCCUCACCCCUUCAAAAGGGAUGUACUUUCCGGGUUUUCCUACAAACAAAAAGUUCUUCACUCCCUUUUACAGAACCUAAAAAGGAAACCACAAGGAAGAGUUUCGAACUGAACAGCCUAAAAAAAAGCCCCCACUAGGCCUUAUUUUAAAUUUCAUUCCUAAAAAAACUUUGGGGGGGUGCGGUUCGUGAGUGGUGUGUGGGGGGUUUUGGUUUGUUUUUUGUUUUGUUUUUGGUAAGGUGUGUGUGUGUUGGGUGGUGCUUUCGUGGUUGUGAUGUUGUUGGGUUUGUUGUGUGGUUUUGUGUUUGUGGGUUCUUUAAGGGGGUUUCUUUGGGGUUGAGGGGGGGGGUUUAAACCCCGGGAGGGUUCCCUGGGUUCGGAAAAAAAAUUAAAAAGGGAACCCGCCCCCUAUUAUGGGCCCACUUUGCGAAAAAAUCCAUUAAGGGUUUUUCCAGAUUUUCGUGAAAAACUUUUUAAAAUAAAACCUUUAAAAUUUAAAUCUUUUCUUCCUCCUUCCGUUCUUUUUCUUUUUCCGGUUCCACUCCCCCCCCCUUUUGGGGUCCCCCUUUGCCACUCCCUCCUCCCUCUCCUUUUUCCUUCAAAGCCUUUUUCCCUUUUAAAAUUUUCUUUCCCUUUCCCCCCCUUUUCCCUCCCUCCCCCAUCUCCUCUUCCUUCUCUUCCUUUUCUCCUUCUUCCCAAAAAAAAAACCUCCUUUUCUUUUUCCCAAUUUGGGGUUUUUCCUUUUAAAACCGGGGGGGUCCGGGGGCCCUCCCCAAAAAACCCUUUUUUUUUUUUCCCCCCCUGGGGGUUUUCCCCCCCCCCCAAAAAAAAAAUUUUUUUUCCCGGGGGGGGGCCCCCCCCCUCCCAAAAAAUUUAUUUUUCCCCUUUUUUCCCCUUAAUUUUUCCCUUAUCCCCCCUUUCCUCUCUCUCUCUUCUUCUCUCUCCCCUCUCUCUCCCCUCUCCCCCCAAAAAUACACCAAGGUGUAGUGUCCAAAUAAGCACAUUUCGUUAAAACCCAAACACCUGUCUGUCCAUCUCCACCGGGAGGAAGGCAGGUCUGGAGAGGACCCCCAAAACGUCCUCUCCCAAACCCACUACAUCAGGGGACUUUUAUGGGCAGUCUUUCAGCAGGGUCCUCUCUGGGGUUAGUCUUCCACAAACACUGAAGAAAGGGCCAGCACCUACUUCAUUAAAAUUCCAAUUGAAGCUUAAUUUUACACAUGUAGUAUUUCGUUUGCCACAGUAUUAUGGAGGGUUCAGUGGGAAAUGCAACCAAAAAACCUACAUUGGAAUGAAAAAAGGGGAAAAAUACCAAUUGCCAUCUCAAAUGGUUUCGAAAAAAAUAUUCUCCUUCCUCUUCUUCUAGUUUGGUUUUCCCAAAUCCCUGGGGAAAAAGGGGGCAGCGAGACGAGAAAACAAAAAGUUUGGGAAAAGAUCCAGAAGAGUGUUUGGAGCUGAGAUGGGGACCAACCUGGGGUGGUGGGGGAAAAGGGAGGGGGGGGGCUCCAUCCUAAACUACCCCAGAAAAGUUUGGCUCUCGGCUGGGAGACCCCCCCCGGGUUUCCCCUACCUUCCCCAGGGUGGAACCUGUGAGAUGGACCAGUAAAAAGCUACGGGGAGAUCUUUUGAUACCCCAAAGGGCACGAAAGGGAAUAUACGAAGUGGGGGGGGAACUGGGGGGGCGACCGGGCCGGGGACCGGAGGGAGAGAGAGAGAGAAAGAGAGCGGGAGAAAAGGGGAGGGAGUUUUAUUCUUCCCCCAAAAACAACCCCGGUAACCUGUCUUUUUGACGCUGAAACUGAGGCUGUAUGGGGCUUUUACUGGGGCGUCGGAGGCGGGUACUGGGGCUGCACUGAGGCUGCACGAAGGUUUGCACUGAGGCUGCAUGGGGCCUGUACUGAGGUGAAACUGUGGCUCCCAACCGGGGAAGGGCUUCACUGAGGUUUUGCCCCCCUUUUUGCUCCCCCAUUUAAGGGCCCCCCCGGGUUUUCCCCCUUAGGGCUUUUUUAUUUUUUUAAAGGUUUGCCAAUUUUGUGGGGCCUUUUAACUGUGGUGCACUGAGGCUGCACUGGGGUUUGCACUGAGGCUGAACUGAGGCCUGUACUGAGUCCCAACUGUGGUGCACUGAGGCUGCACUGGGGCGGGAAACUAGGCUGCACUGGGGCUUUACUGAGGCUGCCUGGGGCUGCUGGGGCUGCCUGUGGCUGUACUGGGGCUGCACUGAGGCUUCACUGGGGGGCUGUCCUUUUGGCCCCUUUAGGCUGAUUUGAGGCGGCACUGAGGUUUUGUACUAAACCCUUGUACUGUGGUUUGUAUUUUAAAUAAAGGCUGUACUUUGGGCUUUUUUGGCUGUACUGUACUGAGAGGCUGUCCGUAUGAGGCUGCAACUGAGGCUGUAACUGAGGGCCUGUACUGUACUGAGGGCUGCACUGAGGCUGUACCUGAGGCUGUACUGUACGGAGGCUGUACUGUGGCUGUACUGAGGCUGUACUGAGGCUGUACUGAGGCUGCACUGUGGCUGUACUGAGGCUGCACUGUGGCUGUACUGAGGCUGCACUGUGGCUGUACUGAGGCUGCACUGUGGCUGUACUGAGGCUGCACUGAGGCUGUACUGAGGCUGUACUGUGGCUGUACUGUGGCUGUACUGUACUGAGGCUGUACUGUGGCUGUACUGUGGCUGUACUGAGGCUGUACUGUGGCUGUACUGAGGCUGCACUGUACUGAGGCUGCACUGUGGCUGUACUGUACUGAGGCUGUACUGUGGCUGGUACUGUGGCUGUACUGAGGCUGUACUGUGGCUGUACUGAGGCUGCACUGUACUGAGGCUGCACUCUGCUGCAGCCUCUACAACCUAAUGGGUUUAUUGGAGGGGAUACAAUAAAUUAAUAAAGUAUUCUUCUUCCUCCUCCUCCUCCUCCUUGACCUCCUCCUCUUGACCUCCUCCUUGUCCUCCUCCUCCUCAGGGUUCGGUAGCAGAGAUUUCCACCAUCGCCUCAGAGGUGGACAAGGUGAACCAGAUCAUCAACAACUGUAUUGAUGUCCUCAAAUCUGAGUCCACGUCGUUCCAGGGGGUCAGGUCAGGCUCUGUGUCGACCGCUGAUCCCCAGCUAGUGCUGAUCUCAGACCAGCCACAGAGACAGUCAGGGUUCCUGUCGCCGCAGUAUAAAGGUAGUUACUGUCAUUACUGUGUAUACACACACAUCUGUCUAACUGUCUGUCUGUCUGUCUGUCUGUCUGUCUGUCUGUCUGUCUGUCUGUCUGUCUGUCUGUCUGUCUGUCUGUCUGUCUGUAUAUCUGUCUGUCUGUAUAUCUGUAUAUCUGUCUGUCUGUCUGUCUGUCUGUCUGUCUGUCUGUCUGUCUGUCUGUCUGUCUGUCUGUCUGUCUGUCUGUCUGUCUAUCUAUCUGUCUGUCUGUCGGUCUCUUCACUCUCUCUAAACAUUUUUUGAAAAAAAGACCUGUUAUAUUUGAAUUAUUGUUAAUAAAUGUUAUAACUUAUUAUUACUUUUUACUAUGCAAUUUGAGCUUCAUAUUGUAGUGAAAAGCACUUUACAAAUGUACAAAAUUAUUAAUAUUAAUUAUUAUUAUUAUUAUUAUUAUUGAAGGAGGUUACCACCACCCUCUCCAGAGACACCACAGUAUGGAAGCUCCAUCCAAACGACCUUCGACCUCCUCCAGCGGUUCCGUCCGCUCCCCGCGCUCCUUCCGCUCCGACGGGCCGUACCGGGGACCCACCGAGACAAAGUACAUCGAGAAGACCUCGCCGGCUGGAACCGGAAUCACCGAAGACACCAUCCUCACCGUGACUCCCGCCGCUGCCAUCUUACGAGCAGAGGCCCAGAAGGUAUUGUACUGUGUGUGUGUGUGUGUGUGUGUGUGUGUGUGUGUGUGUGUGUGUGUGGUGUGUGUGUGGUGGUGUGUGUGGGUGUGUGGUGUGGUGUGUGUGUGUGUGUGUGUGUGUGUGGUGUGUGAGUGUGUGUGUGUGGUGUGUGUGUGUGUGUGGUGUGUGGUGUGUGUGUGUGAGUGUGUGUGUGUGUGUGUGAGUGUGUGUGUGUGUGUGUGUGUGUGUGUGUGUGUGUGUGUGUGUGUGAGUACUAGCCUUCUAUUAUAUUUUUUCAUUUUGGGCUAAAAGCUUUUAUAAAGCAUUUUUAUUUCAAAUAAAUUAAGUUGCUGCUCAUGUCGCUACAAAGCUUUGUGAUAUAUGUGCGUAACUGAAAACAAAUAAAAGUGCUCUACAAAACAAAUGUAUUAAAUCAUAAUAAUAAUAGAUGUAUUUUAUAUAGCGCUUUUUACAUGUAGUUCUUGGGCUGGACAAUGGUGUUCAAUUAUAAUAGUAGUAUUAAUAUAGUAUAGUGAUAAUGAUAACUACAUAAUAGUAAUAUGUAAUAGUAUUAUAUAAUUAUUAUUAUAAUUAUAUUUAUUAUAAGGUCCGACAGUACACGGAGCAGCGCCACUCGUACCCGGGCCCCCAGCACCCCCUCCCUGACCCCGAGGAGCUAGAGGAGCUCAGUAGCAGUAAACCCUCUUCCAUCCUGGAACCCCUCACCCUGGGUCGGCACCCCAGAGAGCUAGGUAACACUGAUUGGUUGGUUGGUUGGUUGGUUGGAUGAUCGGUCGAUUGGUUUGAUUGAUUCAUUGACUGUGUGUAUAUAUGCUGAGUUUGACAAACCAAUUUCCCCUCAGGGAUGAAUAAAGUAUUCUUAUAAUAUUUUAUAUUUUCUAGCCUACGCCCAGCUGUCGCCGCAGUACCACAACCUGAGCUAUGAGUCCAGUCCUGAGUAUUCCUGCACCCCGUCGCUAGGCAUCUGGGAGAGGUUUAAACUCCACCGGAAGAGACACAAAGACGAGGAUUACGAGGAGGAAUACAUGGCGGCGGGACACGCGUUGAGGAGGAGUUUGCAGGUCGCCAAGGACGAGGAUCUGCAUGACAUACUAGACUAUUGGAAAGGUGUCUCGGCACAGCAGAAGUCGUGAAGGGGCUGGGUCGGGAUGUGAUGAGGCUCUGGCACUACUUAGUUGGGCAUAAAGGAGGAUGGAGGCCGCAUGGAGACUAAAGGGCUUUAUUCAAUCUGUAAAGCUGAAGCG
This is a messenger RNA of Coregonus sp. 'balchen', 19057 nucleotides long. The record is from the annotation of a GenBank genome assembly. NCBI's taxonomy places the organism in Eukaryota, Metazoa, Chordata, Actinopteri, Salmoniformes, Salmonidae.